This is a messenger RNA of Caenorhabditis briggsae, 1458 nucleotides long. Lineage: Eukaryota; Metazoa; Nematoda; Chromadorea; Rhabditida; Rhabditidae. Gene Ontology annotation, biological process: embryo development. The coding region runs from base 1 to 1458 and encodes 485 amino acids. The transcript is spliced from 4 exons. The record is from RefSeq and is a predicted model, not a curated record.
AUGACUGAAGACCACCAUCUGAUGAACACACCACGUGCAAAGUUCCUCGAGGACUUCAAGAUAAUAUGCGAGAAGAAGUCAUCGGAUUGCGCAGGCCAACUUCAAACUCUCAAAAGCUACAAGAAGUGGUUCGAUGCUCCGAUUUACAAGAAAGUUUUGUAUCUGGACGGGUUCGCCGAUGAAAAAAAAGCUAAAUUGUCAAAAUUCAACCAUCGCUUCCGCAAGUGGAUCAAUUCCAAGUCGAUGGUCACUUCGGUCAAAAUUGAAUCUCAAAAAGCAAACGUGCAGGAAAACGAUAUUGUCACUGGUCCGAAGAACGAAUCCUACUUGAAAUAUCGGGCCGAGAUAGGUGUGAUUGUCACGAAAACUUCCGAAGAUGCUCAUCACUUCAAGCAGUAUCAGCUUCACGUCUUCGAGUUUUGGAAGACGGAGGAUAAGAGAUACGUUUGCAAAUCAUACAUGAAGCACGUCGAAGAAUCGGACACAAGAGAAAGUGCCAAUACAGCUUCGAAGAACCUCCAGACGACUAGAAUUGAGCUUGGCAACACAGAAUACAUUCACUCGACUGCGGAAAAACUCAUAAACUUCAUCAAUGACCACGAGGAGAAUCUUGCCGACGAGCUCGAUAUCGAUGUGAAACUGUGGUCUCAGAAUUACAAACUGAACAAAAAAUUCAAUGACGUUCGGAUGCUGAGAAUUGUUCACAAUUCUCCAAGUUCUACGCAAUGGUGGAUGAGCCAAAUCGACACGAUGAGUACGAUUCCAGAAGUUACUCUUUUGAGAAACUACACAGGAAGUGAUUCAACUCUCGAAGCAAUGCCUUACAUUGUUCCGUUGGAAGAACGCAAUAUGCCUGUUUGGGCUGAUGUGAUUUCUACAUGCGACCAUCCGAUUUUCUGGGCUCGUAAGCUGACUAUCGAUGGAAACUUCGAGAAUCCUCUUUCCGAUUUGUCGAAAAUGAGUUCUCUGGGAGAAGUGAACUUGCGUCGCAACAGACUUCAAACGACGGAGCUUGCUGCAUUCCUCACUCAGUGGAUGGACGGGCAAGUGGGUCAUCGUUUGGAGCGUGUCACUAUCCAACUGGAUCCCAGUUUCGAGCAAAACUAUGGCGUAGUUAUCAAGGAUCUUCGAGGGUGGGACAUCACGAAUGACUUGGAAGGAAAUCAUGAGCAAUUUACCGAAGAAUUCGCCGAAGCUGCAAGAAAGGAUGGCGCGGAGGUUUUCUUGAUGACGCGUCUGUUGGCGACAGACAAAAGACAACGUUCCGAGAGAAAGCUUUCCCUGUGCAGCGUUGAUAAGCAUUUCGAGUUUGAUGGACCGACGAGUACCUACGGAGCGUUUGCAUUGGUGCAACUGACGAAGAGCAGUAUCCACUUCACUGCUAUUCGGAAUCCAUCAUUCUGUCGUGAACUUCACUUGCUCGUCGAACAAAAGAAGUCGUCAACCCAAAAGAAGUAA